This is a messenger RNA of Fonsecaea multimorphosa CBS 102226, 5481 nucleotides long. RefSeq lists its product as uncharacterized. The record is from RefSeq and is a predicted model, not a curated record. The coding region runs from base 1 to 5481 and encodes 1826 amino acids. NCBI's taxonomy places the organism in Eukaryota, Fungi, Ascomycota, Eurotiomycetes, Chaetothyriales, Herpotrichiellaceae. Gene Ontology annotation, cellular component: nuclear pore inner ring. Gene Ontology annotation, biological process: protein import into nucleus; RNA export from nucleus. Gene Ontology annotation, molecular function: structural constituent of nuclear pore. The transcript has 2 exons.
AUGGCGUCUGGGGCGCUGAACCCAGUUUAUUUUCCAAACGUUAAAAAGUGUCUUGCUGGCGAGCUCCUCCUUCUUUCCUGGGACGAUCUCUUUGACGCGCUUUUUUCCCUUGACCAACCAAGGCGGGAAUUUGCGACCAAGCUACUCUCUGGUCAACACACUCAAGAGAUCUUGGAUUCCACGUUCCCUUCAUUUCCUCCCCCCUCAGCCUCCUCAAAAAGUGCCUUCGACUCGCAAAUUUCGGCGAUACCAACUUCCUCAGAUGGACAAUUCAACCGUGACGAGCUGAAGGAGGAUGCUUUGUGGCUCAGCAAGCAGGUCAACCUCGAAGAACAGGAGGCUCUGCGAUUGACUAUCCUGGAGUGGCAGUAUCGUUCUGAAUCCAGGCUGCGAGAAGGGUUCUCCCCGGCCGAAGUGGCGAGUUUGAAAGAUGCUCUUGGGUCAGAUUUUGUGGACAGGAAUUUUCAAGGGCGAGGGAGCUCGCUGGCAAGAGACGAAGCCAUCUUCAAUUCUCGAAAUGCGCGCCGUGCCCGUCUGAUUCGCAAGCAUUUGGAGCAAGAAAUCCUGCUUUUGCGCCUAGCAAGGGAUCUCUUGGACGUUAGCCUAUUGUCGGGUACCGGCGAGGGAUCAUUGCCACAACCCCGGGGGUUAUCCGGCAACCUCGGACGACGUGGGAGAUCUGCCCUUGCCAAGGACAUUGAGAAUGGGGUCAGAUUUAUUCGAGCACAGCUACGGAAUCUCGAAUCCGCCCGUUCAUGGGAGUUGGACGAGCCCGACCUGAGUCUUCUCAAAGAUGUGGGAGAUACCGCAAGCCUCCAAACGAUCAGCGUGGUCCUGGAAAUCCUGCUGCUGAGGCUGCGGAGCUCAGAAGAGAAACUGUCCUCCGAAACCAUACUCCUCUGGCUCAGGCUUAUGUCCUCGGUAGGGUUUUUCGCCUCCUUCGAUUCUCAAACCGAUGUUCAACGUGCAGCAAUUCAGAAAAUACAGUCAACAGCAUCCCUGGUAUCGUUGUCUCUCCUCAAUCUCGGCUCCACCGUUGCUAUUUUGAACGAAACGGCAUCAUCUGGCCAAGCUGUUCGGCAUAGUUCGCAGGGAGAGUACUUUUUUGAUCUCGACUGUGCCUUCCAAAUACAUGAGCUGCUUGUCAAUGAAGCCGCGACGGGGAACAUACAAGCCGGUCCUGCAAUCCUGGCAUGGGCGAUUGUGGUUCACCAAAUCAAACAACUGGGUAUUGCCAUAAAGGAAAACAGAGAGAGUCACCAUGUCCAAAGGACAAUUGACGGAGUCGCAACUUUUGACGCUGCAACUGGGCGCCGAAGUUCUUCUGGUAGCGCCUCCUCUUUUCAACCGACGAUUUUUGAAGAACUUUUGGAUAGAUUUACUACGCUCAGCACAAACGAGGAUCCAUCGAUAUUUUUACUCAACGCUGCCAUUGACCAAUGUCACAUUGUUGAGUACAUUACACUGCUCACUGCAUCUGCCGGCAAUCCCUCGAGAACAUUGGCUAUUUACAAAUUCCAAACAAUACAAGAACUCAUUGCUGUGUCGCAGUCGUUCCUGGGAUACACCCCUGAGUUGGUAUCAUCGCAGCUCGCCGUACUGUCAGCGAGUCGCGAGAAUUCUUAUGACAAGAAAGUCUAUGAUCCCGCCACAGAAUUCAUCGAGGACAAUCUUCUCAUGGAAGGGUUUUUCGAGACCGCGGCCGCUAGAUUUCCAUACGAGUGUUUGCCUUUUCUGCGUUUCUGUCGAACAUUGGCAAAGGCUCCUAUCUUUAGUGAGGACGGGACGCCCUACGUCGAAUUUCGGCUUCGGAGACUCGUAACCUUUACUCAAGCUGCAAUCAAAGGCAUUGAGUAUAAGACCACCCGUGAGGACGAAAUCGGAAGCUUUGUGGCUCUCAAUAAACCAGUCAAUGUACUGGAUCUUUCACAGAACAAGCUACUGACUUACGCAUACCAGGACUCAGAGACUACCUCGAUCAUUCCAGCUGGUGCGAUUGGUGAACUCAUCUCUGACCCGGAUGCAUCUCCGAAAGUAAUUAGAUGGCAACAUGAGUUCUCAGGUCUGGCAUACAUGGGGCAGUUACUGGAGCUGCGUUAUACGGGACUGCUAGCCUCUGCCUUGACGCCCUUUGAAGACCCUGAAGCUGUGGUUUCAGAGAUUAUUGAUGUUCUGACGACACUCUUAUCGACUGUUCUGAGCAGCACUUCAUUUGGUCAGUCUGCUGACCAAGUUGAGCAACGUUGCGCCUCCAUCCUGGACGAAGCGAGCAGCAAUCUCACUUCGGAGACGGAUAUAGUCUUGUACAUCUUUGACAUACUCGAACAAGAGUUACAGGCUUUCCGCCGUCGGUCUGCGUCGGUAUUCGACUGUCGAAUCAUGACAUCUUGUACACAUUUCAUUCAUGUCCUUACGAAAAUCAAGCCACACCUAAUAUGGUCCAACCUCAAUCGAACGAGUCUUCUUGGUCAUCAUGCAGCUCCUUCACCAAUUCUCGGCAUUGUCACCGUAGUGGAAGCACCGCUCGGACACUUCGAUUUCUUGGACAAGUGCACGGAUUUGUACGGAUCACUGAUCAACUUGGCGCUUAGGGACUCCCCUCAUGGUCUUUCAUCUGUCGACGGCGCUUCCGCACGGAACUCGACGAUUUCCACAGCAUGGCGGGUCCAAAGUAACAUGCUAUUGGCUGCGACGGAGAUCAUGUUCCAAGUCUUUCAAGAGAUCUCAGAUUGGUCGUUUCAAGAACCGGCUCAGCAGGUCCGUAUCAGCACGUCGAUUGCUGACUCGUUUCACCAUAUCCUUCGCUACGCUUUUGAAUAUGGUCUGUCGAUAUGUUCUUUCAACCAACGCACAAUGCCUUUUGUUGGAUCAGCAAAAUAUCUUGUGGCUUCGUUUCGAUUGUCAGGUCCAGAAGAUGCUGCGAUGAACCCGAUCACGCGUCUCGCUUUCAUAGCGAGCACAAUUAACAGAUGUGUGCUAGCUGGUGAAGGUGUCCUUGAUCGAUAUGUAAGCGCUGUGUUAUCGCUGGCAUCGCUGCUUGUUCGAUAUGGCCAAUCACAGGACCUUCCACUGUCCAUGCUCGAGAGGCGUAUGUUUGAUGCAGUGCCUUGCCUUGUUCGGACUCUCCAAAACCCGUCUUCCGUCCGCAAUCCUUGUCUCACGUUAUUGCGUUCCGUCUUGGGAUAUGUGGAGCGACAUCAAGCAUCAUCUUUGUUGGGCCACCUGGGCUCUUCUUCGUGCAUCGACUUUGUCAACCUUGUUCGACAUCUUGACCAGAAGUCUGAAUCUCCCGAGGAACGUGCUGAACUUUGGAAGCUCCUUACCCUGUUGGUCAAGGACUCCCAGCAAUGGCUAGCUAUGGUUAUCCUGACUGGCGCUGCUCCGGACAACUCAAAGCGUCCUAAGUCGGGAGAGGCCCCUACCAAGCAUGUCCCCGGUCCAACGUUCCUUCAGUUUGCAAUGAGAGAGAUGAAAGAUACAUCAAGGCUUCCUCGAAUCGUUUUGAAGGCAAUGCUAGAUUUUGCUCAGGAGGCGCAGCAAAAUUGGUCUUGGGUAACCAAGGAUCUCUCCUCCUCGGACGAAUUCUUUUCUACUAUUGUCUUGUCAGUCACCGGCUUCGAUCCCAAGCAUUACGAUGAAAUCGACGUUGCCCAGCAAAACCUGAUCGCCGCUCGUGUCACCGAUAUUGCAACAACUCAUCUUCAUCAUGUGAAAGUCGCGAGAGACUUCAACGCCGUCAAAACCUUCUUACCAUUGGUCAACUGGCUUACUUCACAUGCAGUCGAUGUCUCUAGCUAUAAUUCAUCACUGCACGCCAAUCUGCGACGAAAUUUUGCAGCCAAGUAUAAUGGGUUGACAGUUUCCGACGUUAAACGCACCGGAUUGACUGAACGAGACUAUGGUCCGAGUUUCUUUUACGAUCUCCAAUUCGCUGGUGAGCUGUUGGCCAAAGACUCGUACUGGCAUGGUGGACAAGGGACACCCACCAGCCAGUCAUUUUCAGCAGAAUUUAGGCGAGCGAAUAUGAAUCUUUCAGCCGUGGAUUCGGAACUGGCCAUGCUUUCGAGCCUGAAACGCUUGUGUGUUGACCAUUGCAAAUUCUUCGUUCAGGAUCGCGAGAUUCAAAAAGCAAUGGCACAAAUUGCCCGGAAGUCUUUACAAGCAAAUUGUCGGAUCUAUCCGUCUGAAGUUCUCUUCGAGUCACUAUUCCAAACGCGGGCGGAUCUCGUAAUAGUCCUUCUGCGUGAACUUGUUGCGUUCGGCGUCAGGGGUUCUGAGUUCGCAGGGUUGUUGGGGCCUGCUUGGGAUGCUGUCAGAUUCCGAAAUGGAUCCUAUGAACAAGCCAUCAUCAACAACGACCUCACAUACUGGCGAUCGAUCCUCUCCAUUCUACUCCUCACUAUCGAGUUUCAUGUCAAGAAAAAGCGAAAGCCGACCAUGAUUCCCGGCAGCUCCACUGCUGUUAUUACCCUGGAUCACGAAAAUGUAACAUUCCUUGAAAUCACGAGUACGAUCAUGGCGGACGGGUUCAAAUCUGCGGUUCUUGCUAUUCAGGACCAAAGGGAAAGGAGAUUGAAGAGCGACGACGACAACGACAAGGACGAUUCUAUAGGACCACGUGACAUUUUACUCCUAUUGACACUGAUGCAAACUAUCCUCAGACUGCCCAGUCUCCCCCAAUUCUCGGUGGAAUUGUCUGAACGACUGUCUUCUUCCGGGAUUAUCUCGGUCGGCCUUUUGCUCUAUUCGUGGUCUCAUCUGCUCACCCGGUCAGAGGGCGACAUUCAGCCUCGCUACGCUGAAUACAGUGUUCAGCUAUUGGCCUCUAUAUCAUCCCUGCCGUCUGUCGCGGAAGAGCUUGCGAUCGAAGGCGUCCUCAACCGCAUCCUUUCAUCCAAGACGUCUGAGUCGCUUCAGAGUGUUCCAGGUGGAGCGUCCCAUGCUGACAACCGACCCAACUGCGAAUACCUCUAUCGUUUGUGGGCGAAGGGGUUCCUCCCACUUUGCCUUAAUCUCCUCUACGCCGUUGGUGGUGCUAUUGCACCCGAAAUAUCUGCUUUUCUUAAUCGAUUCCCCAACCAACUUAUUCGUGCAAGCACGAGUGUGAUGCUUACGCCGCAAACAGCCAAUGAUGAAACCUACGUAUUGACCCUGACCGCGACGAAUGAGGCUGCGACUCUAGCUCUUAUCUCGCGCCUGCUUUCCUCGUUCCGGGAUGCUGGCGCUUCUGCUGCAGUGGAUCCCACAACUGUAUUGCCAUUGAAGGGCUACGACGAGCACAGGAAAGCGAUAUCUGAAGACUUGCGUGAUUUGGUUGCAAUGAAGGAAGAGGCAAGGCGAAAGCUGACCGUCCCAACCAACGAAAGAGAAGUCAGCUGGCAAAAUGCGAAGGAGGGGAACAUACUGGAUGCUAAGAUUGUGCAAGAGUUAAAGAUAGCUCUGGCAGCAUUGGGCACGGAUGACGACCAGGACGAGAAGUGA